Neogale vison (American mink) is the source of this 4810-nucleotide messenger RNA. RefSeq names its product retinoid X receptor alpha (gene RXRA). The coding region runs from base 148 to 1467 and encodes 439 amino acids. The record is from RefSeq and is a predicted model, not a curated record. Gene Ontology annotation, molecular function: nuclear steroid receptor activity; nuclear receptor activity; retinoic acid-responsive element binding. Gene Ontology annotation, biological process: response to retinoic acid; positive regulation of transcription by RNA polymerase II; negative regulation of transcription by RNA polymerase II. The transcript is spliced from 10 exons. Lineage: Eukaryota; Metazoa; Chordata; Mammalia; Carnivora; Mustelidae. Gene Ontology annotation, cellular component: nucleus; RNA polymerase II transcription regulator complex.
GGACGAGGGGCUGGGCCUGGGCCACACGGCGAGGCAACCGCCACGCCGGGGGCCUUGGAGAAGGGGGUGUCGGGAGAGGUGGAAGUCCCUGACUUCUCCACCCAGGUGAACUCCUCGUCCCUCAACUCGCCGACGGGCCGAGGCUCCAUGGCCGCCCCCUCGCUACACCCCUCCCUGGGCCCGGGCAUCGGUUCCUCUCUCGGCUCCCCGGGACAGCUGCACUCGCCCAUCAGCACCCUGAGCUCCCCCAUCAACGGCAUGGGCCCGCCCUUCUCCGUCAUCAGCUCCCCCAUGGGCCCCCACUCCAUGUCAGUGCCCACCACGCCUGCCCUGGGCUUCGGCACGGGCAGCCCCCAGCUCAGCUCAUCCAUGAACCCCGUCAGCAGCAGCGAGGACAUCAAGCCCCCCCUGGGCCUCAAUGGUGUCCUCAAAGUCCCGGCCCACCCCUCAGGGAACAUGGCGUCCUUCACCAAGCACAUCUGUGCCAUCUGUGGGGACCGCUCCUCAGGCAAGCACUACGGGGUCUACAGCUGCGAGGGCUGCAAGGGCUUCUUCAAGCGGACGGUGCGCAAGGACCUGACCUACACAUGCCGCGACAACAAGGACUGCCUGAUCGACAAGCGGCAGCGGAACCGCUGUCAGUACUGCCGCUACCAGAAGUGCCUGGCCAUGGGCAUGAAGCGGGAAGCCGUACAGGAGGAGAGGCAGCGGGGCAAGGACAGGAACGAGAACGAGGUGGAGUCCACGAGCAGCGCCAACGAGGACAUGCCGGUGGAGAAGAUUCUGGAGGCGGAGCUGGCUGUCGAGCCCAGGACCGAGACGUACGUGGACGCGAACAUGGGGCUGAACCCCAACUCGCCCAACGACCCCGUCACCAACAUCUGUCAGGCCGCGGACAAGCAGCUCUUCACGCUGGUCGAGUGGGCCAAGCGGGUCCCGCACUUCUCUGAGCUGCCCUUGGACGACCAGGUCAUCCUGCUGAGGGCAGGCUGGAAUGAGCUGCUCAUCGCCUCCUUCUCCCACCGGUCCAUCACCGUGAAGGACGGGAUCCUCCUGGCCACCGGGCUGCACGUCCACCGGAACAGCGCCCACAGCGCAGGGGUGGGCGCCAUCUUUGACAGGGUGUUGACGGAGCUCGUGUCCAAGAUGCGGGACAUGCAGAUGGACAAGACGGAGCUCGGCUGCCUGCGCGCCAUCGUCCUCUUCAACCCCGACUCCAAGGGGCUUUCGAACCCGGCAGAGGUGGAGGCGCUGCGAGAGAAGGUGUACGCGUCCCUGGAGGCCUACUGCAAGCACAAGUACCCAGAGCAGCCGGGAAGGUUCGCCAAGCUGCUGCUGCGCCUGCCGGCCCUGCGCUCCAUCGGCCUCAAGUGCCUGGAACAUCUCUUCUUCUUCAAGCUCAUCGGGGACACGCCCAUCGACACCUUCCUCAUGGAGAUGCUGGAAGCCCCCCACCAAAUGACUUAGUCCCGCCAGCCCGUCCUUCGCGCCCGCCGCCCGGCCUGGCCGCUCCCGCCCGGCCGCCUGCUGCUCUUCUCAGCCGAGCCCCGUCCCUGCCCCUUCCCUGCCUGGCCUCUGCGGACAUGGGGACGCAGCCUGCUAAGCCUCCGUGUUGCCACCUCGCCAUUCCCAGCGCUGCUCGUGCGGGAAGCCGGGCCCCGGCUUUCCUGGGGUAGCGGGGCCAGCUCUCCGGGCCGCAGGCCCCCCCUGGGUGCCCCCUGCCAGUGUGCCCCACCCAGGCUCAGGAGCAGGGGGACAAAGACUCCACCUGCCCCCCCAGCAAGGCGAGGGGGGCUCUGGGGUGAGCCAGGUUCCCUCGCCAUGAAGGGUGAGCGGCCCCUUUUCCAAAGAUGACUUGCCGUAUCACCCCUAAGCCGAGCAGGACAGGAGCUGCUCCAGCAGGGUUCCAGGGCCCCCUCAAGGCUUCAGGGCUUGGGGUCACCUGCCUCCCCCCCGACCAUUCUCUUCAAGUCACCGCUUCAGCUUCUCCCCCUGCAUCGCCGUACGCAAGCCGGGGCGAGCAGACCCCAUGUGCAGCCCGGCCUCAGUUCUGUCCGUGGGUUUAAUCUGGGCAGAGGGGCAGGCCAGCUCCCGUCUGCGGGAUGAACCCGCUUCCCGGCCUUCCCCAAGUCCGGGGCCAUGCUGACCUGUCGAGGGCAGAGGUUGGAGGCAGGAGGGUGCUUUGUCCAGGGGGGGUCUUCAGGCAGUUGGAGGGAGCCAGGGGCCCCCCGGGGCACGUGGAGCCAGAAGGCCUCGUGGGCAGAUAAGCCCAGUGGGAAGGGGCAGGCGGGCUUCCUCUGGAGCUGUUGGCGGAGGGGCCCCCGACGCCGGCGGCCUGUUCUGUGCAGAUGAGUCCUGGACUCGGGGACUGUGGCCUGCCUGCGUCCUGGGGCGUGCAGCUGGACGCCCCUCGGGGACAGCCAGCCCAGCUGUUGUCGGAGUGACCGCCUCAGGCGGGGCUCCAGCACGUGCUCCGGCUGACGGCGCCCCCGGCCAGGCUGGUGCCUGCUUCUGUAGUGUUUCCACGGCAGGGGCAGGGGCGCGGCCUCCUGGGGCGGGGUGCUCUGCGCCCCACAGCGUGCAGGGCUCUCUCAGGUUGAACUGGCUUCUUUUGCACUGUAACGCCCUCCCUUUGGUCUGAGUGCUUCCCGGUCUUGCGCUUCAGACUCCAUGAACCCUGCGUCUGUCGCUGCUGGGGGCCCGAGCAGGGACGGCAGGGGGCGGGGGAUGUGGGCAGCUCCGGUGUCCUCAGCCCCCGAGGGGUUGCUCUGUAGCCAGGCUUCCCUCCUGGGGCCCCCAUGAGCAGCCCUGGGUUGGGGGUGCCUUCCCCAGAGUCUGGUUUCCCAGCUAGGGCAAGGCAGGGAGGGGCCUCCAGGCCCCGUGGGGCAGGAGGUGGCCCUGCUUUGCCUUCCAGAGGCCUCAGCCCACCUGACGGUGAGGCGCCAGGCCAGGGCUCUGAAAGUGUGCCCGGAAGCCGCCUUCCUCUGCCACCGGCCGCUCCUGAGGAGGGGAGGGGUCCCCUGCCACAUGGGUGGCAGGGGCGGGGCAUGGAGGGCCUGCCCAGCUCCCAGACGCUCCCGAAAGUCUUGGAAGCCUGUGGGGGCUCGGUUGUGACAGGCAGUGACGCAGGCACUCUUGGGGACUCUCGGGGUCCCCCCAGUUGUGGGGACGGUAGACUGCCCCACGCCCGACGCCCCUGGUGCCUUCUGCAGUCGGACGCACCCCGUCAUCCCUGCCCUGUCCACUGCCAGGGUCCUUGGGCACGUGGGGGCCUCCGUGGAGGAAGCCCAGGGCUGGGUCUCUUGGAGGGUCAGCUUCUGCAGAACCUCCCCGUUACGGGCCCGGGGACCCCGGCUGCUUGUCCGUAAAGCCCUGAGGCUCCCAGGCUCCGGCCUGGAAAGCCGGAAGCCCCCAGCCCCUCCGGCCUGCGGGCCCAGCACUGUGGGUGCGCAGGGCUGUCCUCUCCUCCGUCUGCCGUCCUUGUCACGCUUCCCGCACCGUGGGGGAGGUGGGGAGACGGGUGUGGCUCGGCAGAGAGGUAGGAGCUUUAUUUAACCGGAUAGUCGUGUUAUCAAUCUGGUUCAAUUAAGGUGAUUUUUGUAAUUAUUUUUAUUAUUAUUAUUAUUUUGGUGGGACAAUCUUUAAUUUUCUAAAGACAGCACUAACAUCAGCUUGCUGGCCACCUCUCGCCCGUCUCCGGCCCCCGGCCUGGGAGCUGCCGGGUCCCGGGAGUGCUGUGCGGACUCACAUUCCCGCCGUGACGUCAGGGCAGGGAGCGAAGACGUCUGUGCCUGCGUCCGCAGGGGCCGUCCUUGGAAGCGACCUGCCCUCUGCGCCGGGAAGCACGCGGUCUCUGGGGCGAGGGCCCCGCGCCCCCGGCUCUCCAUGUCUCCUGUUCCUCGAAGAUUUGAGCCGGCGGCAAGCGCGGACGCCGCGUGGAGCCCCCUGGUCUGUGGGGGCCGCCGGCAGGGCCCUGCCUGAUGUGUGGCCAGCGGGCGAUCAGCUGAUGUCGUCCCCAUCAUGGAGUUGGGCGCGUGGCCCGUGCCCUGUCGGCGCGGGGGUGUGGCAUGACCCGUCCUGCUGCAGAGACAGCGCGGGGCAGUCACCAACGUUCUGUCUUCGUUUCUAAUCGAGACUUUCCCCCGUUUUCCUAUACACCUGCUUCACGUAAGCAAGUACGUGAGGACCCCUCCGUUGGUGAAAUCGGGUUUGCGUGAGGAUCUCAAGGCGAGCAGUGCAUCUAUUUUCAGAUGCUUUGGAGCAAAAGCAGCUUUACCGGCCCCCGACCCUUAGCAAGGCCCUCUCUGGGACGCGCCGCGAGCCCUCUGGAGGGUGAUGAGUACAGAGUAGAGAGAAAGUGUCUAAAGCAUCGGGAAAGGUAAAAAAAAAUCUAUUUUUGUACAAAUGUAAUUUUAUCCCUCAUGUAUCCGUGGAUGGUGGGGGGGUGGGACUUGUUUGGUUUCUGCUUCUAGGGCCGGAAGAGAGACGGCUCUCCGGGAAGCGCGCGCAUGGCCGAGGUCGCAGCGCGGGCUUCGUGCAGACGGCACGGACGUUUCCCCUUGGGCAGGAUGGGCCCCGGACGUCCAGGGUUUUCUUCCCCUUCUGAGUGAUUCUCGAAGCCUCGCUCUGUUCUCCCCCGUCGCCAGCUGGCCUUCCCGAGACCGUUUGACUGUGAACUUUCUUCCCUGCGCGAUUGUCCUCCGAGCAGCGGCGCCCCCGGUGCUGCGCGCGGACCCACAGCGGCGUUAGAACGUGGAAAGAAAAACACAGGAAAACGUGAGGAGAAACAAAAUAUGAGCGUUUAAAAAUA